AUGGGCUCCAAAGGAAGGGUGCUAUUUGAUCUUAAUGAACCCCCUAUAGAGAAUGAAGAUGAUAAUGCUGGUGUUGUUUCCUUCCAGCCUAAGAGGGCCAUUCCUUCAGCAAGUACUCCGGCAGCUGAUUUAUUUGUGGCAGCUGCUGGUCCCCAAGGGAUAGUAAAUAAUCAUGCUUUCUCCCAUGCUUCUUCUGUAUCUGGUUUCCAACCUUUUGUGAGGUCAAACAUUGUUCAGGGAUCUGGUACUUCUGCUCCUGAAAAGAAGAUGCUUUCCGAUUCUCACUCGUCACCCAAAGCAGGUGAUGCUCAAGAUACGAAAGAUGCCUCAAGCCUGCAAUCUGGUCCUGUUGAUGCUCCUUUGGUCAUUGAGAAGGAAGAAGGUGAAUGGUCUGAUGUGGAGGGCUCAGAAGACGACAAUGGUAUAAUAAAUGGGGGUGGUGUUCAGGAAGUUUCAAGUGAUAAACCGUUGCUUGAGAAACGCAUGGAUGAGAUGAUGGAAAGUGUUGUUGGUGAUGCGAAGAAUGACAAUGAUAGCCUUAUUCCAGAAACAAGUGACAAGAAAGCUGAUAUAACUGCCGAUUGCGAGGAAGAUGUGGCUCCAGUGCCAAAGCAAAGGGAAGUUAAAGGAAUUGAAGCUAAUCAUGCAUUAAAGUGUGCAAAUAAGCGUCCUAAGUUUGACCAGCAAAAGGAAGCAAUGCUGGGGAAGAAGCGGAGUAGGCGGACCGUGUUUCUCAAUUUAGAAGACGUUAAGCAAGCUGGUGCUUUGAAGUCUUCAACUCCCAAAAGGCAGAUUCCUGCUCCCACUGUAACCCGGACUGUUAAAGAAGCUCGUCCCACUACAGAAUCCGGAGAUAAGCAAACUCUGCAGCCUGUUGUAAGUAGGGAUCCAAAGCAGGUCGAUCUACCCAGCAGUGAAGAAUAUAAUUUGGAGUCUAAUGAGUGUAAGUCCGAGAGCAUUGGUGACAACAGCUCUGGGCCUUCGGGUCCUUUCAGAAGGUUGAAUAGCUUGAUGGAUGUUUCUUCCGAAGGACAAGCACCACCUGUUCCUAGACAAAGUUCAUGGAAGCUCCCAACCGAUACAAGGCCUCUUAAGAAUUCACAAUUUUCUGGUAGGAGGCCAGCUGUUAGCAGUCAGAGUUCGACCGACCCUAAGUUAGCCACGAAAAAAAUACCAUCCAAGAAGCAAGCUAUAGCUAACAAUCCAUAUCAAGAUUCAUCAGUGGAGCGUCUCCUGCGUGAGGUGACAAAUGAGAAGUUCUGGCAUCAUCCAGAGGAGGAGGAGCUCCAACGUGUUCCUGGUCGUUUUGACUCAGUAGAGGAGUAUAUCAGGGUAUUUGAGCCUUUGUUGUUUGAAGAAUGCCGUGCACAGCUUUACAGUACCUGGGAGGAGUCAUCUGAAGCCAUUUCCAGUCAUGUUAGGGUGGGAAUAAAAAGCAUAGAACGUCGUGAAAGGGGAUGGUUCGAUGUGAUACUAAUUCCACCGCAUGAAUACAAAUGGAAUUUUAAAGAAGGAGAUGUUGCAGUUCUUUCAUCCCCUAAGCCUGGAACAGCCAAUAUAUGGAGGGGCAGUUCCUCGGCUAGAGAUGAUGAGAAGUCAGAAGUUACGGGACGUGUUGCUGGGACAGUGAGGAGGCAUAUACCCAUUGAUACACGAGAGCAUACUGGGGCAAUCCUUCACUUUUAUGUUGGGGAUGUAUACGAUUCCAGCAGCAAGAUUGGUGAUGACCAUAUUCUGCGGAAGCUUCAACCAGGGGGCGUCUGGUACCUAACUCUGCUUGGUUCUCUUGCUACCACACAGCGAGAAUAUGUCGCUUUGCAUGCUUUCCGUCGUCUUAACUUACAGAUGCAAAAUGCGAUUCUGCAGCCUAGUCCUGAUCAGUUCCCAAAAUACGAAGAACAGCCUCCUGCAAUGCCCGAGUGUUUUACUCCAAACUUUGUUGAGUAUCUUCACAGGACUUUCAACGGACCUCAGCUAGCAGCAAUCCAAUGGGCGGCUAUGCAUACAGCCGCUGGUACAUCGAAUGGGGCGACGAAGAAGCAAGACCCAUGGCCUUUCACCCUAGUUCAGGGGCCUCCCGGGACUGGCAAGACCCACACAGUUUGGGGAAUGCUUAAUGUGAUCCAUCUCGUCCAGUAUCAGCACUACUACACUGCACUGCUAAAGAAACUGGCACCCGAAACCUACAAGCAGGCCAACAAUGAGAACUCUUCUUCGUUGGAUAAUGUGGCUGUUGGGUCAAUUGAUGAGGUCCUCCAGAGCAUGGAUCAGAAUCUAUUCCGAACCCUUCCGAAGCUGUGCCCGAAGCCGAGGAUGCUGGUUUGUGCUCCCUCGAACGCGGCAACUGACGAGCUGCUAGCGCGUGUUCUCGACCGUGGAUUUAUCGAUGGGGAGAUGAAGGUUUACCGGCCGGAUGUUGCUCGGGUGGGCGUGGAUUCCCAGAGCAGGGCAGCACAGGCGGUGUCUGUAGAACGAAGGACGGAGCAGCUUCUUAUGAAGAGCCGUGAUGAAGUUCACGGGUGGAUGCACAGCCUGAGAAUGCGCGAGAACCAAUUGGCCCAGCAAAUUGCUUGCCUUCAGAGAGAGCUGAAUGUUGCUGCCUUGAGCGGACGUGCUCAGGGGUCGGUGGGUGUGGACCCAGAUGUUCUCAUGGCCAGGGACCAGAACCGAGAUGCGUUGCUUCAGAACCUGGCGGCCGUAGUUGAGAACAGGGACAAGAUACUGGUGGAGAUGUCGCGGCUGCUCAUCUUGGAAGGCAGGUUCCGUGCAGGUGCCAACUUUAAUCUGGAGGAUGCUCGUGCAAAUCUGGAGGCGAGUUUCGCGAACGAGGCCGAAAUCGUUUUCACGACAGUGUCGAGCAGCGGUCGUAAGCUCUUCUCCCGUCUCACUCACGGCUUCGACAUGGUUGUGAUAGACGAGGCGGCUCAGGCCAGUGAGGUGGCCGUGCUUCCUCCGCUUUCUCUUGGUGCUGCCCGUUGCGUCCUUGUUGGGGAUCCACAGCAGCUCCCAGCCACUGUCAUUAGUAAGGCCGCCGGGACUUUAUUAUACAGCAGAAGCCUUUUCGAGAGGUUCCAGCAGGCCGGGUGCCCCACCAUGCUGCUGUGUGUGCAGUACAGGAUGCACCCCCAUAUACGCGAUUUUCCUUCAAGGUACUUCUACCAAGGCCGUCUUACAGACAGCGAGAGCGUCGUUAAUCUUCCGGACGAGCUUUAUUACAAAGAUCCUCUGCUCAGGCCCUAUGUCUUUUAUGAUAUUACCUACGGUCGCGAAUCUCACCGCGGGGGUUCUGUCUCGUUCCAGAAUACACAGGAGGCACAGUUUUGUGUACGUUUGUUCGAGCACCUCCAGAGGACAGUCAAGUCAAAUGGGGUUGGGAAAGUGUCUGUUGGGAUAAUCACGCCGUACAAGCUGCAGUUGAAAUGCCUGCAACGGGAGUUCAAGGAUGUUUUGAAUUCCGACCAAGGGAAAGACAUCUAUAUUAACACGGUUGAUGCUUUCCAGGGCCAGGAACGAGAUGUGAUAAUAAUGUCGUGUGUGCGUGCAUCCAAUCAUGGGGUUGGGUUUGUUGCCGAUAUUCGUAGGAUGAAUGUUGCUCUUACUCGUGCCAGAAGAGCUCUCUGGGUCAUGGGAAAUGCAAAUGCUCUAGUCCAAUCUGAAGACUGGGCUGCAUUGAUUGCUGAUGCUAAGGCAAGAAACUGUUAUUUGGACAUGGAUUCCGUGCCGAAAGACUUUGUUCCCGAGUCAUCUACUUAUGGUACGUUUCCAAAGAUUUCUGGUGCAAGGGGGUUGAGACCUGGGCAAAGAUAUAGAUCACAUGAUCAGCAAUUGGAAUCACGGUCUGGAACGCCAUCAGAAGACGAGGAAAAGUUGAAUGUAACAAGCGUCAGCAGGAACGGAAGUCAUCGGACAUUAAGGCUAGGACCAGAAAAUCCAUCGGAUGAUUUUGAUCCGUCUAGUGAUAAAUCUCGGGAUAUUUUGCAACAUAAUAGCAAUCUAAAUAAUAAGCAAAAUGCUGCUUUGGGUGUGUUGGGAAAGCGAGAUCCAUAG
This is a messenger RNA of Striga hermonthica, 4047 nucleotides long. NCBI's taxonomy places the organism in Eukaryota, Viridiplantae, Streptophyta, Magnoliopsida, Lamiales, Orobanchaceae. The record is from the annotation of a GenBank genome assembly.